Quercus lobata is the source of this 865-nucleotide messenger RNA. RefSeq names its product pathogen-related protein-like. The coding region runs from base 66 to 779 and encodes 237 amino acids. The transcript is spliced from 4 exons. Lineage: Eukaryota; Viridiplantae; Streptophyta; Magnoliopsida; Fagales; Fagaceae. The record is from RefSeq and is a predicted model, not a curated record.
AAUAUCCUUCUUUGCUAUGAAAUUCAACUCAAACAACAUUAGUUUUUCUUGUAAGUGAUCAGGUAAUGGCAUCCUCAAGUGUUGGGCAAGAGAAGUAUCGAUCCUUCUUGAGUGAAGAAGUGAAGAACACCAAAUGGAGGUUUGGGGUACCUAACUAUGAUGUUGUCAAUAAGCUCUUUGAAGAAGGCAGAACUAAGAUAUGGCUUCCUGGGUCACUUGAAGAAAAGGUGCAGAACUUUGUAAAGACAUGGGAAAUGGAAUUUUUCCAUAAGAUCGACCCAGAUGAGUUUAAAUCCAUUGAUCCCAAGAAAUUUACUUUCAGCGUAAAUGGAGGGAAGGCUUUAAAUUUGGAAGAAAUAGGCAAACUUGGGGGAGGCUAUAAUCCGCUGCUUCAGACCUCCCUGCCAGAAAAACUCAGGGUUUACAAUCCAGAUGAAGAAACAGCGGCUUCUUCUCAUAAAGUUUUCACUACAACAUUCCCACGUGGUUUUGCUUUGGAGAUUCUCCAAGUUUAUACUGGGCCACCUGUGAUGGUGUACAAAUUCAGGCAUUGGGGUUAUAUGGAGGGCCCUUUCAAAGGCCAUGCCCCAACUGGAGAUAUUAUUGAACUCUUUGGAAUUGCCAUUUUUGAGGUGGAUGAGCAGAUGAGAGCAGUGAAGGUGGAGUUCUUUUAUGACCCUGGGCAGUUACUCGGAGGUCUUCUGAAAGGCACUAGCUUGGAUGGUUCUUCUGCUGAAGAGCCAAGUUCAAGCUGCCCUGUGCUCAGGAGCACCGGGUAGCAUUAGAUAUUAAAAUGGAAGAUUAUGUAAUCACACUUGUCUUUUUUUAUCUUUUGAUUUUGUAUAAUAACCUUAAAGGUCGAGCU